AUGGACGCGGAGAGCAGCGAAACGGUCCACUACCUCGCGCUCACUGGAAUAUGUCUGUCCGUAUACUCGCCGGAAUCUUUGUACUUGGGCAUCAUCGGAAUCUUCCUCAACUUCACUUCCUACCACCUCGACAACUCGCAAAGUGCCCGUCUUCUCACGUUGUUUCGCGAUAUUGGAGUGAGUUUUUUUGUUAUCUAACUAGAGAAGUCUGAAAAAAAUCAGUUUGACGUUGUCAGUACUACCCCGAUUCUUUGCAGAUAUGUCUUACUUAACGCACUUCCCUAGUAAGCAAUGUUUUUUUAUUUACUUUUUUCAGCGCCUAAUCUUCGUGCCAGCAUUGCUCAACGUGUACCGUAAGACGGAGUACGAAAACGUCGACAAGCAUUUUGCGUACACAGUUUUGCACCUCAUCAUUUGUACCAUUUAUUCUUAUGGUUAGAGAUUUUUGGUUCUUUUUUAGAUUUCCUUAAAUUAAAAUGUUCAGCAGCCUACAUCCUCAACUCUGCGCUCAAGGCGAAAAUCGAGGCGUUGGAGCAGAGACAAAGAAUGAGAAUCGAACAAAUUCGAAAUGAGUACGUUUCUUACAACACUAUUCAAGACUAUGUUCUAGUAAGGUUUUCUAGGCAAAUUUACAGUACAAGCAGAUUUCUAGAAAUAUUAAGAAAUUCUUAUGGACAUACUUAGGAAAGAUCUAAAAAUAUCCAGUGUUACAUUAGACUAUGCUAACUGAAGUAGAAAUGAUAUACGCUAACUUUUCCUGUUCGUAUCCCUAACUGUGUAAAUAAAUAAACAGAGCAGAAAGAGAUUGUAACAAAACAUUUAUGUUUUGUUUCUGUGUUCUGUCCUGACACCCUCUCGCAUCCUCUAUCAUUUUACAGUUUCGUAAUGGCGGAUCAGCGCUCCGAACUCGCCGGCGCCCUCAAUUUUCUCGCCGUUCUCGGCUGCUGCCUAUCCGCUCCGGUGCCCUUCCACCGAGUUUUCCAAAUCAUUUCAAUGUGUGUCAUGCUCGUUGCCUUUCUGAUCCGUAACACCCGAAACAUGCACCUCUUCAAAAUGCUCUACUACGCUCCGGUAAGGAAAAUCUAAGCUCUAUUUUUUCAAAGAAAUUUUGUUACAUUUCAGUACACUGUCUACUUGCCUAUUAUGGUCGGCAUUUGGAUGACGAUGCUCGAAGAUGAGGAGACUGGCUUCCCGAUGAAUUUCGCGCAAUUCUGUGUCACAAUCUAUUACUGCUAUGGUAUGAAUUGGACGAGGAAGAUUUUUUUUUAAAUUAAACUUAUAUUUUUCAGUGUGCUCCAUCUACAAAAUGUCUCUGUCGCAUGCGAUUCGGAUGUUGCGGCAGAGAGCCCGAUACGCAUAG
Molecule: messenger RNA, 1360 nt
Organism: Caenorhabditis sp. 36 PRJEB53466
Lineage: Eukaryota; Metazoa; Nematoda; Chromadorea; Rhabditida; Rhabditidae
Source: the annotation of a GenBank genome assembly